UAAUUCUUCUUUGUCCAUUUGCUGAAGUGUCAACUUAUUUAGGUGCAAGCAAAACAUCAAUGAUUGGAUUUAUUAAUCCAACUCUGGUGCAUAUUAAGCAAGAUUUAUAUGAUGAAUGUUGCCAAUUUUAUAAUACACCAAAUUUGGUUAACUUAGAAAACUUAGAAACAGUCUUUGAUAAUGAGAUUGAAUAUGAAGAUGUUGAAGAGCAUGAAAUUUCAAAACAUCAUAGAAUAAAUAUCAAUGUUCUACAAAACUGUGAUAAUUUGGGAAGAAAAGUACAGGCAGUAUUGUACAAAGCUCUUGAAGCAUAUUGGAAUUCUCCAGCUGAUGAUUAUUUACUACCUACAUUGUUGGAUCCAUGUCACAAAAAACUUGAAUUUGCAGACUUUCUUGAUUGCAAGUUUGUUAUGGAUACCUUAAAAAAUAUGUAUAAUAAGUAUACUCAAGAUUCUCAACAAACUCUACUAACAAAUUUAACAGAUAUUGUUGAAUCAUAUAACUUAGAUAAUGAAUUAUUUACCAAAUCUCUUAAAAAAAAAUUUUGUUCACUUUCUCAAAAUAAUGAA
This is a messenger RNA of Cetraspora pellucida, 569 nucleotides long. The record is from the annotation of a GenBank genome assembly. Lineage: Eukaryota; Fungi; Glomeromycota; Glomeromycetes; Diversisporales; Gigasporaceae.